This is a messenger RNA of Haliotis rufescens (red abalone), 7402 nucleotides long. RefSeq names its product formin-like protein. The coding region runs from base 320 to 3511 and encodes 1063 amino acids. The transcript is spliced from 31 exons. Gene Ontology annotation, biological process: cell migration; cortical actin cytoskeleton organization; regulation of cell shape. The record is from RefSeq and is a predicted model, not a curated record. Lineage: Eukaryota; Metazoa; Mollusca; Gastropoda; Lepetellida; Haliotidae. Gene Ontology annotation, molecular function: small GTPase binding; actin filament binding. Gene Ontology annotation, cellular component: cytosol.
AAAUGAGUGAGGCGUAGAUACUACAUGCGCGAGGGGUCGGGUUUCGCGAGGCUCUCCCCACGCGCACUCACAAGUUCCCUGCUUGUGUGCUGCCGGCGACACAUAAAGCCCUCUUUCACGCCGAUACAUGACGGUGGGCGCAGGGCAACGCCGAGGGGAAAGGAAAGUAUUUAGGAGGUUUUCGGCCAGCUAUGUUCCCAUUUUAAAAACUUCACAACACAAAUAGGCCUCCAAAUGCAAAAUAGGCCGGCCUACUCAAACACAGAGGAAAGGUCGGAGUUUCUCACACAUUGUAUCCGACAGUGAUGAAUUCGGCAACAUGUACAGGGACUACAACGUGACGGGGCGGUCGGAUAUGCAGUUCGAUAUGGACAUCGAGGUAUCGCCAGAAACACAAAUCCCCAUGCACAAGAUGGGGAAUUCUUCAUCCAACAGCCACGACCAUCGAGGGUUGGAACAGCGAAAGACGUCCAUGCCGAUACGUCUCCCCAUGCCGGACGCUCACGAGUUAGAAAGACGGUUUACAAAGGUUUUGAAUUCCAUGGACUUACCUCCUGACAAAGCUAAAGUACUUAAAAACUACGAUGAUGAGAAGAAAUGGGAUUUAAUUUGCGAUCAGGAGAGAGUUCACGCUAAGGACCCGCCACAUGUCUACCUGGACAAGCUGCGGACGUACCUUGAUCCAAGAGCCACACGCAGCUCCAGACAGCGAAUGUGUAUCGCUCUCCACACCAUGGUAACGUUCCCUCAGUGUACAGAAAGUAUUCCUGUUCCUCCGUAUCUAAAGCGAAAAAUCCUGGGUGAUUCAACCUCCACUCAAGUAUUACGUGACCUUGAGAUCUCACUCCGUACCAACCACAUAGAAUGGGUGCGUGAGUUCCUCAGUGAAGAAAACCAGGGAUUGGAUGUCCUGGUGGACUACCUGUCAUUCACUCAAGUUGUCAUGAGACGAGAACAGUUGUUGAACAAGGAGAAGACGUCCAGCCUGGAGUCGGGGUUGAGUCGGAGUCCUGGCCGGAGGUUGCGGCGCUCCAACACACUGGGCUCACCGCGGUCUAUAAAAUACUCGAGUAAACUUAACAUGGGGGAGGCGAGGGACGAUGUGCAUGUCUGCAUAAUGUGCUUGAGGGCAAUCAUGAACCACCAGUAUGGUUUCAACCUGGUGAUAGCUCACAAGCACGCCAUCAACUGUAUAGCGCUCAGUCUUAACCACCGGAGCCUCAGGACAAAGGCUCUGGUGCUCGAGCUGUUAGCUGCUGUCUGCCUAGUCAGUGGGGGGCAUGAGAUCAUUCUCUCUGCAUUUGAUAAUUUUAAAGAGGUCUGUGAUGAAGGACACCGGUUUGAGACAUUGAUGGAUUACUUUAAAAAUUAUGAAGAAUUUCAUAUAGACUUCAUGGUUGCGUGUAUGCAGUUCAUCAACAUUGUGGUCCACUCGGUGGAAAACAUGAACUUCAGAGUGCAUUUACAACAUGAGUUCACAGAAAUAGGACUGGAUGACUAUCUGGAGAAACUUCGGAACACAGAGAGUGAUCGACUAGCUGUUCAGGUACAUGCGUACCUAGACAAUAUGAUCGAUGUGGCCCAACUGCUGGAAGAUUCAGAGACAAAGACGGAAGCUUUGGAGAAAGUUGCUGAGCUGGAAGACGAUCUGUCUCAGGUAAAUGAGAGGCUACAGGAGGUGGAAGAGGAAGCUAUGGUGAAAACAGUGGAGUUAGAGAAACAGUUAUCUGAAGCAACAACAGAAUUAGAAGAAAUCAAGGAGGAUUUGCGUGAAAAGGAGAGCGAAAUGAACACGUUACGGAAGACGGUGAACGAGAAGGAUGAAGAGUCACGGAAACGGCAGUCGAUGCUGGACGCCAAGCUGCAGGAGUUGGAGGUCCUCAAGAACCAAGUUGGAACAGAGCCAGCCAUGCCCAACGGACUGCCCCCUCCCCCUCCUCCAAUUGCCCCAGUCAGUGCUCCUGCACCUCCUCCUCCACCUCCACCCCCUCCCCCACCUCCUCCGCCCCCAGGCACUGGUCCUCCUCCCCCGCCACCACCCCCGGGGGCGGCCAUCCCCAACAUGUCUGCCAUGACCAUCAAGAGGAAGAUACAGACCAAGUACAGGUUGCCAAUACUCAACUGGACUCCACUCAAACCACAGCAGGUCAAGGGGACCAUUUUCUCCGAUCUGGAUGAUGAGAAGCUAUACGCGGUAAUAGACUUCGAGGACUUUGAGGAAACAUUUCGUCUGGGUCCAGCUGGGCCAAUGCGUCAAUCAUCGACAGGCACGCCGAAGUUGUUGAGGAAGAACAAGAAACCAGAAAGUAUUUCCUUGAUGGAGGCAAACAGACUCAGGAAUGUUGCAAUCACAAGAAGGAAGAUGGAUAUGACAAAUGAAGAAAUAGUCAAGGCCAUCAUGUCCCUGGACUUGAAGAGACUGUCCUUGGAUAUGGUGGACAUCCUUCUUACCAUCCUCCCCAACGAACAGGAAGCCAAGUCAUACAAGAUGUACGAGCGCGAGAAGAAGCCAGUCGACAACCUCACUGACGAGGAUAAAUUCAUGAUGCAGUUGUGCAAGGUAGAACGUCUUGUUCAUCGACUGACAAUCAUGAGUUUUAUCGGAAACUUCUACGAUAACUUGCAUCAUCUCCAGCCGCAAGUUAAUGCUAUCAUCGCUGCCUCUAUGUCUGUAAGAAGUUCACAGAAAGUGCGGAAACUGAUGGAGGUGAUCCUUGCUUUUGGUAACUACAUGAACAGUUCGAAACGUGGAGCAGCCUAUGGUUUCAAGUUGCAGAGUCUGGAUAUGCUGGUGGACACCAAGUCCGGGGACAAGAAGGUGACUCUCAUGCACUUCCUUGUGAUGACAAUACAGGAGAAGUUCCCGGAUCUCAUGAACUUUGACACCGAGCUAAGGUUCAUAGACAAGGCAGCCGUAGUUUCGAUGGAGAACAUCACCACAGAUAUUCAUGAACUAGAAAAGGGUUUUGAUCUGACAAAGCGUGAAGCUACAUUAAGAAAGGAAAAAGACUCGCCAACAAUACUCAAAGAUUUCCUCUCCAACUCAGAAGAUCGCUUUAAGAAAUUGUUGGCUGAUGUUAAAACUGCACAGGAUGCCUACAAACGUGUAGUGGAGUAUUUCGGUGAGAGUCCAAGGACUGCUGCCCCAUCAACCUUCUUUGCUCAAUUUGUCAGAUUUGUUAACGCUUUCAAGCAAAGUAUUUUGGACAAUGAGCGGAGGAAGAAGCUGGAGUGUGCGAGUAUGAUGGAACCCAACACCCCCAUGGCCAACAAGAAGAAGGACAAGAAGGCCACCCAGGCUGAGAUGGUGUCCGAACUGAAGAGCAGGAACAGGAACAUUCGGGAGAAGAAGCUCCUGAACAAGGACGAGGUGUACCACGGGGCCCUGGAGGACAUCCUGCUGGAUUUGAAAAACGAGCCCUAUCGAAGAGCUGAUGCCGUGAGACGAAGUCAGAGAAGGCGCGUGGAGAAUAUCAUGCAGGUCCCUACAGGAAGGAGCGAGAUAUUUUAAACUUUUAUGACUAUGAGAUAGUUGUCACACCAGGGUUGUCCCCCUUGUCGGAAAUCACCAUCUCGUGUUGAAAACAUCAGGUGACCAGAGGGAGAUCAGAGAUUUUAAACAGUUCAAUAUGUCUUUUAUCCGAGUUGGACAUUAAAUGAAUUGUCGGCUUGGGUUAUCUUCCCAUAAUGUGUAUGGAACACUUCCAGGAUAGCCAGGUACUUUUAAGAGAUCAUGGAGGUUCUAGGCUGCAGAAUUUACAGUGUGUGUGUGUGAUCUCCAGAGUGAGUGUAGAUGCUGGUAGAGAUCGACAGACCACGGAGAAAGUAGACUGACCUGCUCUGUGGAUCACGGGAAGACACAAGACAAGGGUUUUGUGUUCCCAUGGUUGGUGGUACAGAAGAGGAUUGGAUGCAGAGGAUGUGUCAAGGGGAGAUAAUCCAUGCAGUCUUUCUAACGGAGAUGUUGCGAGCAGGCGGCGGCUUGCUCAUGUUUGUUGUUAUGUGUGUAAGUAACUGAAGCCAUUGACUGCAUAAUGCUAUUGCUAGUUUCCCUGUUACAUAAAACACUGGCGGAUGGAGAGAGAUUAAAGAGAUGGAGAAAUCACUUGAUAUUCAGGAUCGCUCUAGAUGAGCCAGUGGCGGAUAUAUAUCCAGUCUGCCUUUAGUCCUGUGCUACAAAAUGUGUAUUCGUUGUUGUUCAACAUGAAACUGUUACACCAAUGGUCAGGGAGGAAAUUAUCACUAGCCCGCUAGGCUUUUGUUGAAGCUGGGCUAAGGACUAGUAGAAUUUCAAACAUUUUGGAAGAUAUUGCUACAUAGGUCGCUAUUCGGGCUAGUAGGUGUUCUUUGUUAAUUUCCAUCCCAGAUGGUCAUGGUCUAUGCUGUCUGAAUACUGAACAGUGGCGAAAAGUACACAGAAAAUAACAAGAUUCCAUACCAAGUCUACAGGCCAUCUGCAAUUUCGAUCUAAUCUCCUAUCACCUGUUUAUCACUUCUAACCCUCCUGCACAGUUUUGGGAUUCUUCGUUGAAGGUAGUUGAUGUUUGGUCCUGACUUGUUUUUGAAUGUAACAGUUUGCCAUGUCCUUCAUGUGAUAUUCAUCUUCAUUUGCUUAAACUGUCUUCCAACCAAAUGUGUGUAUUACUGAGAAAUUGAAGUGGUUCUUCUUGUGUAUUGGGCUCAAUUGACAGAGGCGUGAGUUAAUGUCUCCUAUCUGUACGCAUCGCUGUAUAGUCUGAAUUAGUGUUGAACAAGAAUAAUUGAAAGUGACAAUCAAAAUAUUGUUGAUGCUUCUGAAUAAGAUAUUCAGGAUGGCAAAUAUCUUCGAACAGGUAAUAUCCAGAAGUGAUGCAUGUAGUUAUUGGAUUGCUCAAAAUAUGGAUAAAUAUCAGGUAGUGUGUCACGUUGCCAUGGUGUAGUCCUGGUUUGAUUCCAACAUAAGCCGAAUGAUCCAACCUUCAUACCAAUUCACAUGACAUUUCCGCACACAUUUGCAGCAACGUAGUGGGCCGUGUUGUGUCUGGAUGUCAACUCAUAAGCCCCAUGUCUCACAGCGUAUGGUGGAGGACCAUGUUCCAUAAAGCAAUCCGGCGCUACGACAAUCUAACUCCCAUUCAUUAACAUGGACUUACAAAGGACGUAGCGCUACGACAAUCUAACUCCCAUUCAUUAACAUGGACUUAUAACAGAUGUAGCGCUACGACAAUCUAACUCCCAUUCAUUAACAUGGACUUAUAACAGCCGGAAGGCUAUGAUCGUUGAGUGGAAUGACGCCCUUGGCCCAGUUUCACAAAGCAAUUGUAACACUGCCACUAUUGUAACUCUUCACAAACUUCAAACAGUUGUAGUGCUUUGAUCGCUGUGUGAAACGGGGUCCUGAUUGUCAGUUCACCUCCAAACACCAGCAGAUAUUCCUAGAUCAUUCCCAAUUACAUUUGUGAUUCACUUUUGAAUUACUUUUGAAUUACUUUUGAAUUUUGAAGCAAUGUUACGACUCUGCACUUUACGAAAGCCUCACCUCUGUCGAUUGGUUGCCUUGUGGUGUCCCCAUCAUGUGACCUCAUUUACAUACUACCCAGCGGGCAUGUCUCUAUGCCACAAAGUGCAAUUUUCCGUGUCAAGUUUUUUUUUCCGAUUCAUUUAUGUGUUUAUUAUGCAUGAUCAUUGUAUUGCCAUCGUUAGAUAUAAAUGGUAAUAGUUUAGUUCCUAUAUGCUUAUAUAAUGGAACAGUAUCUUGACUACACAGAAGAUCAGAAGGCUGCAUGUUGGUAAAUAUCCAUGAUUAGGGCUGGAAGUCACAUGAAUGUAGCUAUAACCAUGGAUAAAUAUUUUUCAUAUUCAUCAGUAUCCAUAUCAAACAAUGGGAGUUUAUUGUAUUGCCCGACAAUGGAUAUAUGCUACUCAACAUCUUAAGGGCCACCAGUCAUCUUUCAUCAAAGGUGUGGGGUCCUUAGCAAGUGUUGAGUGGUGUAGGACAAUUUCAACCAAUUCGUGUCCAUAUUGAGGGCUGAUGGACAACUUAACAUAGCCCCUACCAUGGAUACUCAUCAAUUUUGGUCUUGUAUAAGUGUAGGAGCAUAUGGUAUGUGAGACAUGAGUGCUGCUGUGUUCACCAUAUAUACUCAACAGUCGAUAUGUUCUCUAGUGCUUGAAAAUCCAUGCAUAUUUGUCAAGAAGGUGAGAAUCAGGAAAAUACUAGAAAGAGCUUUAAGACUGGAUGGAAUUAUGCUGACUCAAUAUUAAUGGCAGAAUUGAAAAAAGAUAUUAUUUAUUAGGUACUUAUAUUAAUAAUAACAUAAUGCGAUGUAUUUUUGUUGAAAAGAAAUGAAAACAUUGAAAUGAAUAAUGGAUUGUUAGUGAUUGAAUUUAUAGGAUACAAGGCUGUUCCUGACAGUUUACCCAUUGUUGUAUGGUGUCGCAUUUAAUUUCUACAAAAAAUUUAGAAUAAUGACAAAUCCAGUUUCUGUUCUUUCUUUAUAUUAUUUUGUCAUCAGGAUUCACCUGUUUUGUUAAUCUAUAAAAAAGAAGUUUCUCUGAUUCUGCCUUCUAGCGUCAUGGUCUCCACAAUGUGAUAAACACAAGCAACAAGUUCAUAAACUUGCUUUUUUUUCCUAUGUGUAGCUAUUUAUGUUUUAUUUUUUAUAGCUUUUAUUUGUGUAUUUUACGAAGCAAGUCGCCACCCAAACCUCUCGUAUUCCCCACUCUGUAUACAAUGUAUUUUAUAAAUAUGUACAUAGACGUCUAGAUUUACCGAUUUAUUGUACAUUUGUAUGUAUUCACGACAUUUCACCGAUAGAAAAAGUAGACGUUUCAUAAUCCAGGACUGUUGAUGUAGUGUGCGUGUCGCUGGCUUUAAAAACUUGCUGUCGUAGUUUCCAUGGUAACCGCUCGACCAUUUCACCUCCAUAGUCAUCAAUCAUGGAAUACGAUUUUGUAAUGUGCAAUGUAAUGUAUCUGUCGUCUAUUUCCAUCAAUCAUGUCACUGUGAUGCAAGGGCUAGGUUGGUAUAUAUACGCAAGAAAUCAAUCACAUGUUAUACACACAAGACAUGCAUUUAUCCCUUCACAAACACACAUAGUUUUGUAGUGUAUUAUGUGGUUCUGAAAAACUUAUGAAGUAAAUGAAUUGGCAUUUGGUGUUUUAAUUAAAUGUCAUAGGUAAGUGAUUAUGGAGAGAACAGCAUGGUUAAAACAUACACAGAAAUUCAAAGAAUCAUUUGCUGAUGAACUUCUUUGUUUACCGUAUUUGACUUAAUAAGCCCCCUGCUCUAAUAAGCGCCCACGGCGAUAUUUGUUAAUGUAUUGGCUAGUGAAAAUCCCAAUUAGCACCCCUUCCGAUUAAUCAAUGAACACAAGACUUAUUUUUUCGCGUAUACGAGUUUAACGCACUCAUGUGUUACAUG